GUCGGUGCCGCUUCAGUCAGAUCAGCUGAUCACGUCGUACGGACCAAAACAAGCUAAGGCUAGCUUCAUGUAGCCGUUGGCUAACGUUAUGAUAGGACAUGGCCGUUUGAUCGAUCGUGAUGAGGUAGGAUUGUAGCCUAAACCAUUUCGACGAGUAUUGUUUGACGCUAUGCGAAGCUAAAUUAAUCUUAUUUAUUUGGAGGUCCAGCUGUGCAUCGGUUCGCUAUAGCUGCUCACCGUUUAGCUUCGUAGCUAACCUGCGUCAGCAGCUAACAGGCUAACAGUUUACCAGUUCAGACUGACAGGUCCCGUUAGCGAGUCAUUAUCAGUAAUGUUAGCCUUUAUGGUUAAAGUGUGUUUGGUGAAACUGAAGGUGUGUGCUAAUUCUAUGAAUACGAGUGUGUUUUUAGGCCAGCAAUGUAAAUUCUGUUUUAAACGAGCACACUUGCCUCUCUGUUGGGUAACCUUAAAUGUAUGGCCCUAUGUUAGCUCCUUGCAAAAUUAGCAUAACAUUAUGUCACAAUUUAAAUAACAUUUGACAAUCUUCAGUCGUUUAAAUCGAGUGUUUCUUCCGGCUCCUGUAUUUAAUGGAAGCUUUAAAGUAGUUUGCGGUCAGUAUUUUUGCUUCGGAGUCUGGAGACCUGCUUUUUACAAAUUUAAAGACUGACAUUCAUCAUUGACAGUAACUGUAGAUGUGUACCCAUAGACUGUAUACAGAAGUAUAGUAUACACAGUCUAUGUGUGUACCACAGCACAAUAGGGUCAGAAAUAGCAUAACAUAGUCCAUGUGAUUGACAAGACUUUAGCCGUUUUAAAAUUUACUAGGUCAUUAAAUUUUCUUCUAAAAUCAAAAUAGUUAAAAUUUAAUGACAGACAAUUUUAAAACAGCUGAAGUGCCGUACAAAGCAACACCAAGUAAGAUACCUGGUAACCUAUAGAAGAUGUUCACAACCAGAGAGGGGGACUAUAAUCUAAGGGGUGAAAAUAAAUCCAUUUGUCUGAUUGUUCAUACAACUCUGAAAAGUAUGUGCGUUUCUGAUUGUGGUGUUAAACAGCCUGGAGUUCACUUUAAAAAUGUCCAAUAACAUAAAAAUAUUUAAAUCAAACUAUAGAGAAGUAUUUAAAAAUACAUAUAAGUAAACUAACAAAAAUGUGGUUUUAUACUAGAUAUACUUGAUUGCAUAGAAGUAAAAUUAAUUCAGAAUAUUAAAACACUGAUUAUUAUUAUUAUUAUAUGAAAAUAAUUAUAAUAAGUAACCUAUGUAGUGUUGAGCAGAUAUCUGUCUGUGCAAUAAAAUCUCUAAUUUGCAAGGAAGGGUCAGGACUAGAUAAGCUCUUUGCUUCAUUCUGUUCCUUCUCAAACUGUUUAUUUUGACAUACAUAUGUUGUGUUAAUUUAUCUUUGACAUAGUUGUUUGGUGUACAUGUGUAUUAUUUUGCUCAGUUUUUUUGUUUAUAGUUGUUGUUUUUUUUGUUUUUGUUCUUAAAAGUUUGAGAUAAGACAGAAAGAACUGUUCCCAGAUGAACAAAUAGUGCUACAGAGUAAGGGGAAAAACUCACACAGAAUAAGUAUCUUAAUUGUCUUCUUAUCUACUUUUUCAGACCCUGGCUUUAGAGAGGAAUUGAGAGAUCAAGCCAGCAACCAAAUUAACAGUUUCAAGAGGAAACUAACUAUGCCUUAUCUCUGAGGAUGGGAGGAAGUGGAUCCAAAGCCAAAGGGGUCUGGCCUUUCUCAGGCAGUGGAGCAGGAGGGGACUCACCUAGUGAUGGAAACGAGCAGUCUGUAGCCCGCCUCAAAGGUUCCAGAAGUGCAACCCCCUUUGUUUUUACAAGACGGAGGUAAAUAAUACAUUAAUGACUGAAAAAAACAACCCAAUUUGUCUCUACUAGAAAGCUGAAUGAAGAAACAUAACACUGUAGGAAGAAAGAGAUAUGAAAAAGUUAUAUCAGCAAAUGUGCAAGGCCGGAUGUAGGUCAGGACCCAGGUUAAUGCACUAAACAAAACAGCUUCCUUUUCCCUAAGCCACCAGAGUGACCCUAUCAAAAUAUGGCUUGUUAUUUUUUAACAGAUAUGUGUGCUGCAAGGGAGUUUAGUGGUAAUUGACAACAGGAUUUGCAAUGACUUCUUUUAUCUAAAACCAAGUCAAAACAAAAAUUGUACGCAGUGACAUUUUUUAAUGAACAUGGGUGUAGAUGAAGAUCAAGUGGUCAUGGUUAAAGAACAACCACCUUAGUUUUAAGAUGUAAUGACUAGCUUGCAACAAAAUAAAACUGUCUUGCCCUCUUUCCAUCUUCCUCAAUGCCUGUUCCUUAUUUGCAUUAUUCUUGAGUGCUUUCUGGCAGGUAUCCCAGUGAGGGGUGGGUAAGAUCUCCCUUACUAGCUCUCAGUAAGGAUGAAAUUGCAAAAGAAAAUCCCAAAAGGAGAGAUUCACUUACUUAUAGGCUGGAAAAAGUAAAUAUCUGGAAGGAAUUGACUUGAUUACAAGAGAAUGAAUAGCAAUCUGAAGCUACGUGGUAUGAAAUACGCAGCUUCUACCAACAACAAGAUAUGUCUAAAUUACUAAAUAUAGAAUUAGCUUUGAUCUGGUGCAGAUGACACUUCCUGACAUGCAGCUUAAGAGUGUUGUUUGCUGUAUUUUCAGCUCCUUGUACUACGACGAGGAUGGCGACCUUGCCCACGAAUUCUAUGAGGAGACAGUGGUGACGAAAAAUGGCAGAAAAAAGUCCAAGUUGAAGAGAAUCCAGAAAAAUCUGAUCCCACAGGUGAGCUACUUUUACAUUACUGACCUGAUGAAAGGAUGUUAAAAAUGUUAUUUAAAUUAAAUAUCUUUGUUGUUGUUUUUCAGGGCAUUGUGAAGUUGGACCACCCCUGUAUUCAUGUAGAUUUCCCCAUUGUGCUCUGUGAGGUGUGAAAAAGCUGCUCAGGGCGGAUUGAUAACCAUGAAGUGCAGCCACAGGUACUCAUCUCAGAGCAAAGUCUUGUCCCGGUCCACAAGCAUUGCAGUCAAGACUGGAGCCAUGGCGUUUAGAGAAGAUGGAAACUGUGGUCAAAGGGUGCCCUGUUCAUGAAAACCCUUACCGAUAAUCCAGCUGAUAUGUACGCAGUCAUAGAGGAUGCAUCAUAAAGCUGUAUUUCUCUCGUAGGUCUUUUGCAGGGAAGAACAUUCUUGAUGUGAAAAGGCUUUAACAGUUAUUGCCUUCUGAAGGACGUAGAGUGAAACUGUAUGUGUCUUUGUAUGUGUACAUGUGUGCACUUAGGUUUGUUUGGAUGAGAGUGUGAGAGGGAUUGGAGAUGUAUUGACAGGGUAGGAAACUGAAGAGUUGUGGGAUUUAUUGUAAAUACAGUAUGGCCAUGUUCUGUAUCGUCACGUCUGAGUCUGUCUCAGCUAUCAAAGCUCAGACCUGCACUAGUGAACAUAAUGUACUGUAAAUAUCAUCAGAUUUCUUAGUUGGAAAUACUUGAAUAAAUGGUUUACUGAGCUGAAC
Molecule: messenger RNA, 3485 nt
Organism: Xyrichtys novacula (pearly razorfish)
Lineage: Eukaryota; Metazoa; Chordata; Actinopteri; Labriformes; Labridae
Source: the annotation of a GenBank genome assembly